CCGGACCGCGUGUCGAAUAAGGUUUCGUAAUUAUGGUGAGCCAUUGUAUCCGCUCCACCUUAUCUUACAACAUCGUGAAUAUGAUUAAGCUCUUCUCGGUAGCAUUAUCCGCUGUGCUGGCACUUACGGCUGCUCUCCCUCAAAGGAGAGCGCCGGAGCAGCCGAGCGAUCAAGCGGCAGCGGAACAGAACUACAAUUACCAGCCCGACUACAGGCAGCCUAAGCCCAUCGAAGACUUCAGACCCAGAGUGCAGUUGGACCUUACCACUGUCAUUCCCAUCAUCCGUUUCGACAAGGAGCAAGGCACCGAUGGAAGCUACAAGACCUCAUACGAGACCGGCAACAACAUCCAAGCUGAAGAACAAGGCUACCUUAAGACGGUCGGCGAAAACCAAGACCAAGCUUUAGUCCAGCAGGGCUCGUACUCUUACACCGCUCCCAACGGCGAGGUCAUCACGGUCGAGUACACCGCUGAUGAGUUCGGCUUCAGAGUCAAGGGUGACCACAUCCCCACCCCACCACCAGUCUCCCCCGAAAUCCAAAAGGGACUUGACCUCAUCUACGCCGGAAUUAAGGCUAACGCGGAGCGCGCCGCUUUGGAAGCCAAGAACAACCCUGAAGCUGCCAGACUACAAGAGGAGAAAUCCGCCCUUGACUACAAGGGUUUCUACCACCAGUAAACAGAUAGUGCGAAAUUAUAAAACCCAUGUUUAAAGACUUCAAAUUCUUAAACCGUUAAUAAGUCACCAGUGUUUAAAAUAGGUACCUAAAAUAUGUAAACUUCAAGAUGCCAUCUUCAAUAUCCCAAUUUCAUGGACGUCGUUUACUCCUAAUAUUAAACAAUAGUUAAUACAAAUUAAGUUAUCAGUCGUGAUAGCGCCUAUGCUUUAAGACUAGGUUUUUAAAUAGAAUUUUACAUAGUGUGGAAAAAGUCAGCCUUGUAAAGGCCAUAUUAUAUAAGGAUCAUACUCAGGAAAGGCGUUGUUUACUAUACAAGUGUUCAAUUUGUACUUAAUUUUGUAGUUUUGUACAUAUAUUUUUAAUUUAUGUUUUAAUUCAAAACAUUUUAUUAUAAUAAAAACGUUAAAUAUGUUUC
Messenger RNA from Papilio polytes (common Mormon), 1096 nucleotides. It is a transcript of the gene CPR34, whose product is annotated as endocuticle structural glycoprotein SgAbd-8-like. Gene Ontology annotation, molecular function: structural constituent of chitin-based larval cuticle. The transcript is spliced from 4 exons. The coding region runs from base 33 to 680 and encodes 215 amino acids. Gene Ontology annotation, cellular component: chitin-based extracellular matrix. The record is from RefSeq and is a predicted model, not a curated record. Lineage: Eukaryota; Metazoa; Arthropoda; Insecta; Lepidoptera; Papilionidae.